This is a messenger RNA of Chiloscyllium plagiosum (whitespotted bambooshark), 3324 nucleotides long. Lineage: Eukaryota; Metazoa; Chordata; Chondrichthyes; Orectolobiformes; Hemiscylliidae. The record is from RefSeq and is a predicted model, not a curated record.
GGUGUUAGUCAGGGAUGGGGGAAAGAGGUAGCCAAUGGCGUUCCGGGACCGGGCCGGAGCCUGGCGGUAAAUUUGAACCGAGCGGCCGUUUGCCCGGGCAGUGGGGAUUCAGAGAGACGGACGACCCAGGCAUCAGGCGAGGGAACGCGCCUCAUUCAUUUUAUCGAUAAACCCAAAUAUUUGAAUAUUGUCCAUUGCCGCUUGGAGAGAGUAAUUUGGAGGAGAAGGCCGGUGGGUACCAUCCUUUAGCUAUGAGAUUAUACCAGAGGACGCUCUGGUAAACAUGAAAGAUCAGACAGCAAUAAUUCAGAGGACAUCAGGGAUGUCCCCCUAGUGUCCUGUCUCCCGUAUCGCUGUGCACUUUCUGGAGCUGGCAGCCAUGGCUGCAGUCAACCUGAUGGUCCUUUAUGAGGAUGAAUCGGUGGAAGUGCAGUAUACAGAUAGCUCCUGUCUCCAGCUAUCCCCUUGUGGUUCGGAAUUCCUGUUUGAGAAGGCCCCUGCACCAUCUAUGCACCCUUUGCAGAGUUCCUGCCGGGUUCGCCAGCGAACACAGUUUGUCAUCAGCAGCUACAAGUUACUACAAGCUCUGGAAUUCAGAAAUCAAUUUGCUUCUCAGCCCUAUCUUCUAGCAAGACUGACUUCUGGAGACAAGCUGUUGAACCAGUUCCUUGACAUUUGUGAAGUGAAGUGGCCUGGAAGCGAUCAAGACGGUGGAGUAAAGGUUGCUGACAGUGGAUGGGUGACCGUCUCCUCUCUAGAUGGUCGUGCCUUCCUCAAUCUGGCUCCGUCUCGACUCGAGUUCACUGUGGAGUUCCUGACACCAGUCAGUACGCCUGCUGCCAGCAAACCGCUCCAUAAACAGGGCACGGGUAGCAACUUUGAGCCCCAACACUGUCUCAACCUGGAGAAGGUUAAACCCUCUGGGUUCAAUGAGGGCCAGAACCAAUCUGGGAGAAGGACCCGGAAUUGUCAGAGUAAAGUACGUGAAGGUACAAAUCCUCUAAAUCUGGAACAAAGGGGUGGAGGCUCGACUGAGAUCUGCUCCAAAUACAUGUGUCAGUAUACAUGGGUGAUUCAGCACCACACUGUAUCCUCUUGCCCACAAGAAUGGGAUUUCCCUCUGAGACUCGCUCUUCACUAUAACUGUGAGCAAGAGAAAUCUCCGGGGCUCGAUGGGAUAGAUAACAGAUCGCAGUGUGUUAAUGAACCUAUGGCACCAGGAGUUUCUGCAAUGGCAGAAUCAGCCACUACUCUUCCCAAAGUGUUGCCUCUGAACUGCCCAGCCCCACAUCUUCACAGGUGGCGCUUCGGGGAUGUGCUGGGUCAGGGAAAACGGGACUUGGAGACUUGUCUGCAUUCACAGCAGGUGAAAGUAGUCUGGUGCCAAAGUGUGCUGUACAGGAUAAUUACCGAUCCAGUGAACACUGUGGAAGUUUACCCAGGAGAUGGUUCUGUUCUCAAACCCCAUUGUGGCAACAGCAACUACUUCACUCACUAUCUGCUGGGACAGAACAAUGGACAGAGAGAAGAGCGAACGUACAUGGUGAGCAGCCUGCCUCCUGACACACCAAACUCCAAAUAUUCCAUUUGCUCCAUGGUCACACAGGCUGUCAGAAUCCUGCAAUGCUGUAAUUGGUCUGUGAAAGUGCCCAACAUGUGCUGUUGGAAAAUGGAGCUGUUCCAACCAGGAGGUUUUAGCCAGCUCUUAUCUCUUCUGGAUGAGCAGGACGUUCAGAACGUUGGAAGAUUUUCAGCAUUUUCCAACGGGCGCGUUCACAUCAGUUUCUGUGACGGUGUAAGACUGAGUACGUACUGGAACUUUGGAUCUCGGUGUGCAGAAGAGACAGAGACUUUGUUGAAGCUGCAAAAACAUGUGCUCUCUCCUGUGGUAUUCAAUGAAACACAAACUGACCUGAUGCCUGGUUGGUGUCAGUUACUGUGCCCAGAUGGAUCCUCCCAUUUGGUACCAAUGUAUUCUGCUGGACGAUAUCAGAGGUAUACCACUGCAGCGAUGGAUUGGUGUCAGUGGGUGAGUAAAGGUAACCGGAAGAAAACAUCAGUGGACCAUCCCAAUUCCCAGGUUAAUGCACAGGAUGAGAACAGAUCUAUCAUUGCAGAGAUUCAAAAAAUACAAAAGUUUAAUUUCCUUCUGGAGAACUCCAAUUGUCUGAAGCACGACCCCCCAUUGAACGCCAUUCCUGACCUUUGCCAGCCCACAGAGAGGGACCAGAAUAUAGAGAGAGUGCUGAGACAGACAGGCCAAGCUAUCCAAGAGAUCGAGCUGGUGCUGGAGGCGAACAAGAGGGAUGGAAAUGAAACGAGAAGGAAGAAAUGUGCAGGAACCAUGGGAGAGCAAGGAAGUGCAAUUGAAAGUCUUCUCGUGCAGCAAGGAUUGCGUCUCUGACUUAUUGAGGUCUGUGGCUGCUUCACUACGAAGAACACUCAAAAACUGCAAUGCACUUUCAGACUAUGCAUCAGUAGUGAUAUCCCACUGCCUUGACUUCAUAUUCCCUUAGUUUAUUGUGCAGAGUACCAGCCAGAUCCCAAGGCAGAGGCAUUCUUGAUCUUGAACUCAGAAGCUCUGUAAGGAGGGCUAUUAGUAACUUUGGGAUGUUUCACUUGGUCCAUGAACAAAAUUUAAUGCACAUCUACUCUAGGGAAAACUGGAAGUACCAUGGGUGCUGGACCACAAAUGCUAGAGCAUGGAUUGCUGGAUUAAGGCAGUACAGGCAGUAUUAGCACAUUCUGAGGACUGAAUCCAAUCCACACAUUCAGUGCUCACGGGUGAUGUUCAUUGUUCUUCUAAUGAGAUGUUGAUUAGCAGCACUGUCUAUCUGUUAGACUUGCACGUUAUGUUCUUAAAGCGCUUGAAAAUAACUUGCUAUAUGCGAAGAAUUUUGUAAUAUCGAAUUGAACACCAUUUGAAUGCAAAUCAUUCUUUUUAAUCAUUCUAUCUUUUGAUAACUUGUGCAAUUCAGACGACUUGUACAUGACUCAUAGCUACUGAACUUGUGUUUUUUUUAAUCAGUCAUCUUAGUCAUGGAUAAAUGUUCUAAUUAUAAACUUUCGUGCAGUUAUUUCUGAUUUUGCACUUUAUUCACUUAAUGGUCAAUAAAAUGUACAAUUUUUUUAUUUUAAAUCCAUUUGUGUUGUAUUGCUGAAAUGCAGAAUUUUGAUGGAUUCCUUAUUUUGUGUCCAAUGGGACAUAUACUUAGAAUCUGAAAACAGUGGGGAAAGGUUUUGAAUCUUUGGGUACUGAGUGAUUUCUGAAGUAUACUCCUUUUCACUGGGCUGGUCAGCCUUGCCGCCAAAUGUCAUUUAUAG